AUGUCAACCGGGGCGAGCUCGGACGCCGUGGCAGGGGUGGGGCCAGGGCUUGUUGACCCGAUAAGUCCAGACCUCCAGACAUACAUCAAACAAGUCACCGCCGACUGCGAACGCCUCACAGCCGCCUGUGCCACACUCCGGACUGAGCACGACUCCCUCACCUCGACUCACUCUGCCGAAAAGACAGCUCUGGCAGCUGAGAUCGCCGAGCUCGCGGCCAAGCGCGACGCCACUCGUCUUCAGGUCGAAGAGGAACAAAAGGCCGCCGAGUGGUGGCGCAAGAAAGAAGAGUCCAGCUCCGCCGCCCGCCGUCAGGGCGGGGACGUCUCUGGCCGCGUCGCGCGCGCUGCCUGGCUGGCGGAUGAGAAGUCGGCGCGACUGGAAAAGAAGAUAGCGGAGAUGGAGGCGGAGCAUGAAGUUGCGAUUCAGGCGGAGAGGAGUAUCGCUGCAGGGUUGAGAGAUAGGAUUGGGCGGAUCGAGGGGCGGACGAAGGUGCAGCAGGAGGGAAGGGAGGCGGCGGAGGAGAGGGAGAAGGGUGUGAAGAAGGAGAUGGAGGAGUUGAGGGAGAGCGUUGAGAGGGAAGAGGGCAGGCUGAGCGGCGAGGUGCAGGAUCUGCGAGCUGCGUUGAGGGAGGAGAAGCGGGUGAAGGGGGAGAAGGAGGCGGAGAUCGAGAGACUGACUGAGGCUUUGAGGGAUAGUAUGGAGGAGACGAGAGGACUCAAGGCGGCUGCAGUUCCAUCCCGCGUUCUCACCCCACUCCAGCUCAACGUAUCUCGCCCGCAGACGCCCCCGCAUUCACCUCGUCGAAAUCUUGGCGUCAAAUCACCCUCGACCAUGCCCACCACCCCGAAGUCCCAGGCUCGCGCCUAUGUCUACCUCGAGAAACGACACACAGAGCUACAGACGCAGCACAAAACCCUCCAAGCGGCCCUCGAGAAGGCUCAGGCGGCGUAUACAGAAGUGCUCGAGAAGCAUCGCGCGGAUAGGGAGAAGUUCCUGGCAUGGAAAGAGGUCGAAGAUGAACGGAGCAAGGCAAGGAAGCGGAAGAGGGAAGAGCGGCGGCGCGAGCGUGGCGAGAGUCGAAGUGAGGCGGCCGAGGAGGGCGGGAGUGGGAAACGAAGGAAGAGCGGGGAAGGGGUGGAUGAUCGAUCGAAAGUGCUGGUGGAGGCGUCGGAUGAGAGCGCGCCGCUACGGCAAGACGAGAAGGAAGCGGAGGCCAAGACUUCGCAGACUGUGCAGGAGGACCAGCGGGCCAGAGGCACGUCGGCGCAGAGGGCACAGAUGGACAUGGAGGAAGAGGAAGAAGAGGAGCAGGAGUAUUACUCGCCCGAAGACGUCUUCGUGCCCGCCCAUCAGCCGAGUCAGCGAGAAGAGGCCAUGACGGGCAUCUCGCAGCGGCUCGAUAUGGCUACUGCUUCGGAACGACCUGCAUCUCGGUCGUCCUCGCGAACCGGUCGAGUCGAGGUCAGGGCAAGUCCUGCUCCUGCGCAAACUCGGAGGACCUCCGUUACCGCAUCGGUACGGCCUGCUUCGCAAGCGUCUCAGAGGGGCCGAACUGAGACUCGCGGAUCGACCCCGACGCCUGCUGCACGCGGCCGGAGUAGCUCUGUGUCCACCGCCACUCGUUUGGGCCGGCCCGUCCAACCUGCUAGGGCAACGCAGUCCCGCUCAGCCUCCACCGUCCGUGCUCCCGCCACACAACGUCGCGACCCGUCUCCUGACAAGCCCCGGUCUCGACCUGCUGCCUCGCGCCGAUCGGCCUCGCCGCAGAAGACCCCGCUGGCAGCCACUGCUCAUGCCCCGGCACGCACCACGCCCUGGCUCGGCGGUGGCUAUCUCGUUCGGACCGGCUCCAAGUCCAACAUCCUCACUACCGCGGACCCGUUUGAUCUCUCCCCACCCGAGGCGGCAGAAUCACUGCGUGGAGCCGGACCCAGCACUUCCCGCGCCCUCGCCCGCGCCCCGUCGAGCGGAUACGGUACGAGUACGCCGGGCACGAAGCCUUCGCUCGUUCGGGACAGAGGGGAGGCCUCGCUCCGCAAGACCGCCCUCACCCGCUUCCCGUCCGGCAUGUCCAACUCUGCGCGAGGGCAUCAGGAUACGCCUCGACCCCGAGCGGCGAGCAGGCUCGGGGAGAGUAUGGUCGCGUCAGGCUCGGCGGGUGGGACGCAGUCGCCCAGUCUGGCACUGGAGGGGUUGACGAAGGAUGAAAAGGCGAGGCGGUUGAAGGCGCUGAAUAGGUUGAGUGCGAGCGAGAAGAGGGAGGUGUAUAAGGGGUAUAAGCAGGAGGGGGGACGAUACCUGGGGGUGGAUGAGGUUCGCCGACCUGUUACGGAGGCGUACGAGAUUGAUCCCUCGAAGAAUGAGGGGCGGACACACCAAUUCCACGACGUCAAGAGGAAGAAGGAGGACCGGAAGUGUAUGCACGGCGGGGAUUGCGAAGAGUGCCGCGAUUGGUAUGAAGCCAUAGGGCCUAUUCCGCGAUACAACCAAGCUCCGGCUUGGGGCGGUGAGUCCAAGGACAAGGACGAAGAGGACGAGGACAUGGUGCGGGCGCAUCAGAAUAUCGUUUCUCGGCAUCGCGAGACGUGGGUCAAACCGCCUACUCCACCCGGAUACUGGUCCAUCGCCUUCCCGACGACGCAGGAUGUCGAGGCGCAGAAUAGGAGGGCGGACGUCAUGGAGCGGGAGAAGGAAGAGAGGAUACUGAAGGAUGCUGCAGCGUCAAACAGUAAAUGGCGCAAGAAGAGCUAG
Molecule: messenger RNA, 2754 nt
Organism: Dioszegia hungarica
Lineage: Eukaryota; Fungi; Basidiomycota; Tremellomycetes; Tremellales; Bulleribasidiaceae
Exons: 8
Coding region: 1-2754 (917 amino acids)
Biological process (GO): DNA repair
Source: RefSeq, a predicted model, not a curated record